Molecule: messenger RNA, 1402 nt
Organism: Pelobates fuscus (common spadefoot toad)
Lineage: Eukaryota; Metazoa; Chordata; Amphibia; Anura; Pelobatidae
Gene: ST13
Product: ST13 Hsp70 interacting protein
Exons: 9
Coding region: 1-1146 (381 amino acids)
Molecular function (GO): Hsp70 protein binding
Source: RefSeq, a predicted model, not a curated record
AUGGCCACAACACGGAGCCUACGCAUUCCCGCCAUUCUCGAUGAUAACGAGGGUUCUACACCAAAUCCGGACACAGAGGGUAACAUUGACCCUCAUCACACCACUGUGGCAGAGCCAUCCGUGGUUCCCGGAGCUCCUGGAACUGUCGAAGAAGGAUCCCCUCCUCCUGCCAGAUACUCCAACCAUUCUCAGGAACCCGAUGGGACACCCCCAUCCACUGGUCCAGGAAGAUCGUCUUCCUUUAGUGGCCUGGACUCUUUCAGUGGUUCCUGGCGAACCGAAGAUUUAUUGCAGGAAACUAAGGAUCUCCUAUGGGAUUCAUGGGCACCAGGAACAAGAAGAACCCCAACUCUGUGUGGUCUCUACUCUCCGUCAAUACGUGGAAGCUACCGCGACGUUGCGGAAUACUUCCAAUCGUCAACUUCUUAUCUCCUACGUCUGCCCCUACGCUCCAGUCUCGGUCACGACGUUGGCCAGAUGGGUGAACUACAAAACUCUAUUGACCUUUUUACUGAAGCCAUAAAACUGAACCCCCUCACUGCCAUUUUAUAUGCAAAACGAGCGAGUGUAUAUGUAAUGUUACAGAGGCCAAAUGCAGCAAUCAGAGACUGCAACAGAGCUAUUGUUAUCAAUCCUGAUUCAGCACAGCCAUAUAAGUGGAGAGGAAAGGCGCAUCGACUCCUUGGACACUGGGAAGAGGCUGCACGCGAUCUAGCAAUGGCGUGCAAACUAGAUUAUGAUGAAGAUGCAAGUGUUAUGCUGAAGGAGGUGCAACCAAGGGCACAAAAGAUUGCAGAGCAUCGCAGAAAAUAUGAAAGGAAACAGGCGGAGAGAGAAAUCAGUGAGAAAAGGGAACGACUGAAGACAGCACAAGAAAAACGUGAGCGAUUACAAAAAGAAGAAGAAUCUAGACCUCGUUCAGAUUUUCCAGGUUUUCCUAGUGGCUUGGGAGGAAUGGCAGGGAUGCCUGGUGUCAGUGAAAUACUUUCUGAUCCUGAAGUAUUGGCCGCAAUGCAAGACCCAGAGGUCAUGUCUGCAUUUCAGGAUGUGGCUCAGAACCCCGCCAAUAUAUCAAAGUACCAGGGAAAUCCUAAGGUGAUGAAUCUGAUCAGCAAACUGUCAAGUAAAUUUGGAGCCAAUGCGUAGCUUUCUCUCCAGAUCCUCAGACACCCACAUCAGAGAUGCUUAAAUGGAUAUAACAUUAUGGUUUUCCAUGACCCGUCUUGAUAUUCUAGAUAUGAGCACUAUCAUUAUUAUAUUGUAUGACUUAACUGCUUGGAUAUCACAGUCACUACCUUCCUUUGUAAAAUAUCAAGCCAUCCAAAAAUUUGCAACCUGUGGGAUAACUUGAGUGUUGCUAUCAAAACAUAUUGAAGAUGCAAUAAAAAAAAAGUUGAUUGUU